Ascochyta rabiei is the source of this 411-nucleotide messenger RNA. RefSeq lists its product as uncharacterized. The transcript has a single exon. The record is from RefSeq and is a predicted model, not a curated record. The coding region runs from base 1 to 411 and encodes 136 amino acids. NCBI's taxonomy places the organism in Eukaryota, Fungi, Ascomycota, Dothideomycetes, Pleosporales, Didymellaceae.
AUGUCUACUUCUGGCUCAUACCACAUCCCGUUCCCCCAGAACUUUCUCUCCCUCAACACGCCCAUCAAGCGUUCUAGCGAUGUCUCUUCCAGCACCCUCGGCAACGGUGACCUUUCCAGCACUGCCGUCGCUCAACUGCCCGAGCAGCCUGCUCACGGGUUUCUUUCCAACCGAAGCGACAGCAUGCCUCGACACCACUCUGUCUCCUCGGUCGGCAGCAGUACCGCGACAGAAUCUGUUGGUGGCUCGCCACCUUCUCUACCCGCAAAGGAUGCCCGCUCACCAAGCGUUAGCGAGGCGCUUUUCACUCCUCUGGCGCUUAACACCAAGCAUACGCCGCUCCCUCCGAGCAGCUACCGGGAGGUGGGCGAGAGGGGCGUGAAGAGCUGGUUCUUGACCAACAGGCACUAG